AUGGCCCUACGAUCAGAGACAAUCCAAGCCCUGCGGAGGUUUGCAUUCUGUGACAAUCAAGAUCUUCGGGCCAGCGUACACGGUGCGCAUGGUACGGGAUUCAGACAAAGCCUCGCCGACACCACCCACGCACUUCGCCGAUGCGAUCCCCAAGGGGAGCGUGGUGUUCGUCUCGCAGCCGAAAGACUGGUGAGCGCGUGCUGGGGCGGACUGAUGAGCACGCGGGCCCAGAAGCUCGGGGCCGCGGGUGUGGUGAUUGACAGCCGGUUUCGUGAUGUGGCGGAGCAUCAGAGCCUGGGCAUUGGGCUGUUCGCGCGGGAUGUCAGUAUUCUGGGGUCGGCGAGUUUCACUCGGUCGUCGGAAUUGAAUGUCCCUGUUACAUAUUCAGAGGGUAAUGCCGGUGAGAGUGUGGUGGCUCAGCCCGAGGAUUAUAUUGUUGGGAAUACGGAUGGGGUUGUUGCGGUGCCUGUUGGGAAGGUGGAGAGGCGUGUUGAGCUUUGUCAGGAGCGGUAUGAGAUUGAUGAGGAGACGCGAAGUUGUUUGGAGCGCGGAGAGGUGAUGGGGGCUACGAUUAAGCGGUUGAGGAAGUGCAGGGCGUUCAUGCUCCUGACAGGGUGGGUAGGGCUUAGGGAUAGGAUCACAUAA
Messenger RNA from Aspergillus homomorphus CBS 101889, 645 nucleotides. Its product is annotated as RraA family protein. Lineage: Eukaryota; Fungi; Ascomycota; Eurotiomycetes; Eurotiales; Aspergillaceae. Bases 1 to 645 code for a protein of 214 amino acids. The record is from RefSeq and is a predicted model, not a curated record. The transcript has 2 exons.